AGAUGAAUAUUUCAACUGGACUUUUUAUUUCGUUUUUAUAUUAGCCUUGUCUGUAAGUGAUGAUAGCUGCGGAUGAAGUUGAUAAGAGCAAAUUGAGAGAUCAUCAUAUAAAACAAGAAUAUUGCCUAAACCGCCCUAAAUAUCGUAGAGGAAGAAAACUACGAGCAGUCAAGACUUAUACAAUUAGCCAGGAAUCUCAUUAUCUGCUUAUUCAAAAUGUUCCAUCUAUUAAAGUUAAUAAAGAGCUUGAAUCAAAUCUAGUCAAAUUCGGAAAACUGGAAAAACUUGAAAAUUUAAGCGACUAUCCUAGAGAAGAGUUUUCUGAGGUGUAUUUCACAAAAUUUACUGAUAUUCAAUCAGCAAGGAAUGCAAAAAAGAAGCUAGAUGAUACUCCUUUCUUCGGAUCAACCUUACAUGUUUGUUAUGCACCCGAAUUUGAGACUGUAGACGAAACUAAACACAAAUUGGAAGUGAGAAGGCUCGAAGUUGAAAAAAGAUUGAAUGAACUAAAAGCUCCUAGAAUCAGGAAACGAAAGAAAAUUGAAAAAGAGUUAACAAACGAAGAAUUGAGGGAAAAAGCCAUAAAAUUGAAAGAUGUUCAAGGACCUAGUCUAAUACCAAAAAUAAUACAACAAUAG
Messenger RNA from Dimorphilus gyrociliatus, 638 nucleotides. Lineage: Eukaryota; Metazoa; Annelida; Polychaeta; Dinophilidae. The record is from the annotation of a GenBank genome assembly.